AUGGCGACACGUCUAGUUCAAAGAUCUGCUGCUGCUCUUAAAACUUUUAAAGGACGGCAGAAUAAUGCAGAAAUUUUUGUUAAAAGAAUCAGUUGGGUAACGGGUGCAUCGGAACUAACUGACUAUUUCUCUCAGUUUGGUAAAGUCCGAAACAUCACGCUACCAUUUGAUUUAAGGACGGGUCUGCACAAGGGUUUUGCGUUUAUUUCAUUUGAAAAUAAUGAUUUCUAUGAAAAUAUCAAGAAAUUCGAAGGAAAACACAUUAUUGAUGAUCAGGAAGUAAUUUGUUCACUAGCGAAUGAUGGAAAGUCAUUGUUAUUGACUGAUGCUGAUGCGAUAUCAAUUAAUAACGAAAAUAGUUCUGAAAUAGAUGUUUCAAAGGCAAAUCUCGACAAUGAAGUUGGGGCAGUUGAAUUCAUUAGAACGGGGAUAAAUGUGAAGGGAAAGAACAUAAAACAUAAAGCCAAUCCGAAAAUAAUUUCCACAAACAAUAUGGAUUAUCAAGACUCCAAAGAACGUUCGAAAGAAACAAACUUGCUACAAAAAUUGUAA
This is a messenger RNA of Acanthocheilonema viteae, 552 nucleotides long. Lineage: Eukaryota; Metazoa; Nematoda; Chromadorea; Rhabditida; Onchocercidae. The record is from the annotation of a GenBank genome assembly.